CCGAACCGAGCCCCUCCUGCUCCCUGUAGGAGUCAAAAUGGCGGCGAGGGGCACCUGGAGCAGUCCCGGAGCCUGAGCCACUGACAGGAGAGGGCGGCGGCGGCGGCGGUGGCGGCGGCGGCCGGAGGAGGAUGGCCGCGGGUGCUGGCGCCGGUGCGGACGGCGGUGCGGGUGGCGGGGGCGGCGGGGGUGACGGUCCCAGCAGCGGCAGCGGCGGGAGGAGUCUCCGAGAAAUGGAUGAAAAGAUGCAGCUGGAUCCAGGGUUGAAGGUUCAUAAAGGCCUCUGGGAUUAUACUCUGAAGAACCAGCAGAUGGAAUGCUUGAGUGACUGAAGAAGAUGGGUGCUAAUGCAUCUAACUAUCCUCAUUCAUGCUCCCCAAGAGUAGGGGGAAAUCCACAGGCCCAACAGACUUUUAUAGGGACAUCAUCCUAUUCCCAGCAAGGCUAUGGCUGUGAAUCAAAAUUAUAUAGCCUCGACCAUGGCCAUGAGAAGCCACAAGACAAAAAAAAGAGAACCUCUGGCCUUGCCACCCUCAAAAAGAAGUUUAUUAAGCGCCGAAAAUCUAACAGGUCUGCAGAUCAUGCCAAGCAGAUGCGAGAACUCCUCUCGGGGUGGGAUGUUAGAGAUGUCAAUGCAUUAGUGGAAGAAUAUGAGGGAACAUCCGCCUUAAAGGAGCUUUCUCUACAAGCCAGUUUGGCUAGACCAGAAGCACGGACAUUGCAGAAAGAUAUGGCUGAUCUUUAUGAGUACAAGUAUUGUACUGAUGUAGACUUAAUAUUUCAAGAAACGUGUUUUCCUGUUCAUCGUGCCAUUUUGGCAGCAAGGUGUCCAUUUUUUAAAACACUGCUUUCUUCCUCACCUGAGUAUGGGGCAGAGAUAAUAAUGGACAUCAAUACAGCGGGUAUUGAUAUGCCUAUGUUUUCUGCUUUGCUACACUACCUUUAUACUGGAGAAUUUGGAAUAGAGGACUCAAGGUUUCAAAAUGUCGAUAUCCUUGUUCAGCUUAGUGAAGAAUUUGGAACACCAAAUUCCCUUGAUGUAGAUAUGCGUGGACUCUUCGAUUACAUGUGUUAUUAUGAUGUUGUCCUUAGUUUUUCUUCAGACUCUGAACUGGUUGAAGCUUUUGGUGGAAGUCAGAACUGUUUAGAUGAAGAGCUCAAAGCUCACAAGGCUGUUAUUUCUGCACGGUCCCCAUUUUUUCGAAAUUUGUUACAAAGGAGGAUACGGACUGGUGAAGAGAUUACAGACCGAACUUUGAGAACUCCCACAAGAAUUAUAUUAGAUGAAUCCAUUAUACCAAAAAAAUAUGCGAAAGUAAUAUUACACUGUAUGUAUACAGAUGUGGUGGACCUUUCAGUUUUGCACUGUAGCCCCUCUGUGGGGAGUCUCAGUGAAGUUCAGGCUCUCGUCGCAGGGAAGCCAAACAUGACCAGGGCAGAAGAAGCCAUGGAACUUUACCACAUAGCACUGUUUUUGGAAUUUAACAUGCUUGCGCAAGGCUGUGAGGAUAUCAUUGCUGAGAGCAUCUCAUUAGAUACCUUAAUUGCCAUCCUCAAGUGGAGCUCGCAUCCAUAUGGCUCCAAGUGGGUGCACCGGCAAGCUUUGCAUUUCCUCUGUGAGGAAUUGUCCCAGGUCAUGACUUCGGAUAUUUUUUAUGAACUCAGCAAAGACCAUCUGCUUACUGCUAUCCAGUCUGACUACCUACAGGCAAGCGAGCAAGAUAUCCUUAAAUAUCUGAUUAAAUGGGGAGAGCAUCAGUUGAUGAAAAGAAUAGCAGACAGAGAACCAAACUUAUUGAGUGGCACUGCACAUAGUGUGAACAAAAGAGGUGUGAAAAGACGGGACCUGGACAUGGAAGAACUUCGAGAGAUCCUUUCUUCUCUCUUACCUUUUGUGCGGAUUGAACACAUCUUACCUAUAAACAGCGAAGUAUUAAGUGAUGCAAUGAAAAGAGGCUUGAUUAGUACUCCUCCAUCAGACAUGCUUCCGACAACAGAAGGUGGAAAGUCAAAUGCCUGGUUACGUCAGAAAAAUGCUGGCAUAUACGUCCGCCCUCGGCUCUUUUCUCCUUAUGUAGAAGAAGCAAAGUCAGUACUGGAUGAGAUGAUGGUAGAACAGACGGACCUUGUGCGACUGCGAAUGGUUCGAAUGUCCAAUGUUCCAGACACGCUCUACAUGGUGAGCAAUGCCAUGCCGCAGUGCUGCCACAUGAUCAGCCACCAGCAGAUGAGCAGUAACCAGUCAAGCCCGCCCUCGGUGGUAGCCAAUGAAAUCCCAGUUCCUCGUCUCCUAAUUAUGAAAGACAUGGUCAGGCGCCUACAGGAACUACGGCACACGGAGCAGGUUCAGAGAGCCUAUGCACUCAACUGUGGGGAGGGUGCCACUGUCAGUUAUGAAAUCCAGAUUCGAGUACUGAGAGAGUUCGGGCUGGCAGAUGCUGCUGCAGAGCUUUUACAGAAUCCUCACAAGUUCUUUCCUGAUGAACGUUUUGGAGAUGAAAGUCCACUAUUGACCCUGAGGCAGCCUGGGAGGUGUCGCGUUAACAGCACCCCAACUGCAGAAACCAUGUUUACAGACCUGGACUCUUUUGUGGCCUUCCAUCCACCUUUACCCCCUCCACCUCCUCCAUACCACCCUCCAGUCACCCCAAUCCAUAACCAGCUCAAAGCCGGCUGGAAACAAAGACUCCCCAGUCAGCACCCUUCACGUUCCUUUUCUUACCCCUGUAACCAUUCGCUGUUUCACUCCAGAACGGCUCCUAAAGCUGGCCCUCCCCCAGUCUAUUUGCCAGGUAUUAAAGCGGCGCCUCCUGAUUGCACCAACACAACGGGACUGGGGAGACAGACAGUUGCUGCUGCUGCUGCUGCUGCCGCCGCUGCCUCGACCACAGUGGCAUCGGAGAAACAAGUGUGUACACAACCUUUGCUGAAUGACCUGAUGCCAGACAUCGCCAUGGGGGUGUCCACACUGUCUCUCAAGGACAGGAGGCUUCCAGAACUUGCUGUAGAAACAGAACUAAGCCAGCCAGUUUCUGAAGUAGGACCAGGGCCUCCCCAGCAUCUCUCGUGUGUUCCACAGAGGCUUACACACACUUCUCGAAAAAAACACACACUAGAGCAAAAAGCAGAUGCUAGAGAAAAUCAGCAGGAAUACCCGGAUUUCUAUGACUUCUCAAACGCUGCUUGCAGACCUUCCACACCUGCUCCUGGCAGACGCACCCCUCCCCCUUCACAAGGUGGAUAUUUUGGUCCCGAUUUGUACAGCCACAAUAAGGCAUCACCAAGUGGCUUAAAGUCAGCCUACCUUCCUGGUCAGACCUCUCCUAAAAAACAGGAAGAUGCUAGGAGAGACUAUCCACUGUCCCCUGAUGGGCCUCUGCACAGACAGAAGAGUGAGCCCAUCCGCCUGGAUGUCGUCGAGCAGCCUCCCCCGCGGUCAGACUUUGCUUCAGCAGCUCCAGAAAACGCUGGUAAUGGCCCAGCCCAUGUCAGGGGGCGAACCACUGUAGAAACUGACUUGACUUUUGGGCUGACUUCUAACAGACCUUCUUCACAUUCUGCAUGUAGCUCCGAAGCUCCAGAAGAGCGACCCAGUAGAAGACUGGCAGACAGCGAGUCUCUGGGCCACGGAGUUCAGAGAAACACAGAUCUGGAAAGGGAAGAUUCCAUAAGCAGAGGAAGGAGGUCACCAAGCAAGCCAGACUUCCUCUACAAAAAGUCUGCUCUCUGAGAGCAGACUUGGAAGUCGUCUGUGCCUGAGAUGUGAAACAUCCCAUUUACGAUGUAACCCAACAACUCACCGGUUCAUUGAUGCCAGCUCAGUUUCACAUCACUGUCUUGGAGUUUUUGUGUGCGUAUGUUUUAUUCCACAUGGCAUGCUAACAGUUGUUUUGGAUGCCACGUCUGUCUCCUUUAUGUCUGUGGGGAAGCAUCUUAAAGAGCAAGCAAGCUGGCACUUUUUUUCCUCUUUACAAAUGAUGGAAUUUUUUUUUGCACUUGUACAUUUAUUUUAGCUGUAUUAAUUUUAUAUCAGUAUGUUAAACUUUAUUGCCACAUUUAAAGGACUGUAUUUUCAUACUUUUUUGCAUUUUACCUUUCAUCUGCCAGUUUCCAUGUGCACUUGAUUGCACACUAAGAUGUAUUUUCUUAUAAAAUAGUUCUGUGUUUAUUUUUUAAUUAUAGAAAUUCCAAAGAACAGCACAUCAAAAUGCUCCUCUUUUUAGCGAUUGUUUUAGUUCCGAAAUCUUCCUGCUUUGUCUCCAUAAACCUGAUGUCAUUUUUUUCCCUAAUAAGUCUUGGGAGCUGGUCUUCAUUUCCCCAGCAGGAGUACAAUCAGGUUCCUGAAGUCUUCGGGUUCAGGAGAGAAGAGCCCGGGCGCGCAGCCCGCUUCUGGGGCUCUGUUUUGUAGACGUGGUAUGUGUGAAUGUGGCUUGGGGCCUGUGCAGACUGGCGGUGUGGAUUGCAGUGUCACUCGCUUGAAGAGCUUCUAAGGAGAUCGCAUCCCUUGGGCUCAGGAAGCAGUGAACAUAGCAAAAUCACCCCAAGGGCACUCUGGCAGGUCUCGGGCUCCGCGCGCAGCUCUCCCCUGAGCUGGGGAAGUGACCGCCUGCUGCCUUCGGUUGUCCUGCUUUCUAUGGGAAAAACCAAAAACAAAAGGGCUUCAGUCUUAUAGAUGUUAUUUGGUGUUUGUAAGCAUAUGUUUUCUUUUCAGUGUUUUUCAAAGUACGUCUGGAUUUUUGUGUCCUACAAAACGUUCUUGUAUAAUGUAUAACGCUUUAUCACCAAAAAGAAAAAAACACACACAAGGUAAUUCUUUUCAGUAAAACACUACAUGUCCUACUUGAACUCCAGGGAGGCUGGUUUGGCAUUUCCUGAGCCACUGAGCACAUGGGGUCUCGAGCCCCUCUCCCUUGGAAGGGCAGUGUAUGAGCUAAGGACUGUUUUUUCUUACUAUCCAGUGUAAAUAUAUUAGUAUUUGAGUUUUUAAAUCUCUUCAAUGUUAUUUGAGCAUUCACUUUGUAUUUUUACAAACACGUACACACGUAGCACUUAGAAGAAAAGAGAACUUCCGGAACAUUCCUUCACGGAAGGGUGUUGGGAGCCUCUCUUCUAUGUAUGUGUAUAUAUACCUGAAUCACUCACACUCAUUCUAAACUAUGCAGGGCUAGGGAGUCUUUACAAGCUACCAUAUAAAUGAAUUCCAUGCACUUUGAAGUCAAUAGGUUUCUGUUGGGUGUUGACAACUCUAUAAUUUCUUCUGAAACUGUAGUUUCUCUUACAGUCCUUUCCUACUUUUACCCUGUGGAUAUACACUCAGGAAUAAUCUGACACUUCAAUCAAUCCUAAAAGUAGAGGAUCUCACAGAUGGGAACAUGUCAGUCUCUGCUGCCUGACCAGUUAGCUGCUGCUCUCGCAUCGCUGACGCCAGGCCGUGCUGCACGCCGAGCUCCUGGCCCAGCCGCCGGCUCCUCGUCUGCUGUGGGCCGCUCACAUCGCCUUUAAGAGAUAGAAAACCAUAGGACCCAUCCCCAUUUUUAAGAGUUGUACCUCUUACAGUAGAUGAUGCUCUCUUUUGAAGCCCAUUCUCAGUCGGUUUUCAGAAAACGGAGAUGAUUCCAUCAUACUCUUUAAUAUGUGUUUCUCUCCAUGUGUUGGCAUGAAUCAUUUUGCUAUGGUUCUAGAUUUCUGUCCUGAAUUAGCAGUAACUGGGCAGGUACUGCAGAUGAGAAUGAGUAGACUUCAUUUGGGUGAGGAUAAAAAGCUUUCUCAUCUAUUAGCAAUUUUUUUCUCCCAUACUGAACCAGUACUAUUGAUCCCACACCUUGAUUUUUCUACAAAUUUGUUAUUUCUUCAUAUCCCAACAAUGAUAAAAAUCUACGGCCACUGUUGAUAGUAUGAUUUAAUUUGUGAGUUUUUGGUGGUUUAGUAGCUUACCUGGCUAACCUAUGUGUACAGAGGGGAAUCUUAAUUCGUGGGACUGUGGACUGAUGUAACUUGUAAAAGUGUGUGUUAAGACAGGUGUUUGUGGACUUUUCAUGUAUCUUGUGAAGUGUGGUUAAUGGGGUAGGUUGAGUUGCUACGGCCCUCUGGCUUUUGAACCCAUCUAUUCUGUCAUUUUUAAUGCUGUACUAAGAUAAGUGUAAAGUCUGAGUAGGAUUGCUCUCAGAAAAAUAAACAAAAAUGUCUUCAUGUGUAACAUAAAGUUUAGGCCACAGAACUGGCAUUUUACUUGGGAUAGAAAUUUAAUAAGAACCAAAUCACAAAAAUACCAUCUCUCCUUCUGAGGCCACGGACAAUCAGGCCGUUAGGACAAUCACCGCUUCCAGGGCCCGCAGUGUACUAAGGUUAGAGAACUAGCGCGUAGGUUCUAGUAUAAAAGGGCCAUCAGAUUUCUUAAAGAUGCUCUUGCUCCUUUUCUUAGAGUAUUGUUUCAACUAUGGUUUUUUAAAAAUAACUUCAGAAUUACUUAUGGUUCAUAAGAAGAAAACAGCAUCGUGAAAGGCAAAAGCAUUCAAACCACAGGUGCUUGAAUUCCCAUGGUCACAUCCCUUUGGCUUGUUUUCUAGGCACGUGUCCCUACACCUGAGCUAGCCUGACAUUUCCAGAACACAUUAGGCGUUUAGGAUUUUAGUGAGUUCACAAUACUUGUCUUUUUGUACCCCUGUCUGAUACAUGACCUAAUUCUUGUUUCCGUGAACACUUUUAUACUUGUCAUCCUGUAGAGGGUAGAGGGUCUCUUUUCGGGAGCUGUUCAAGUUCGAACUUUGGGCGCAGUCUUUGUGCAUUUGAAAGAAGCCGAGGCUGCAGAAUGUAACAGGAGCAGAUGCAGCAUCGCUGGGCUCAAAGCUGACCUCAGGCACUUUCUGUGGAGUUGAAGGAUCAACACUCACUAUAACUAUCCUGCAAGACACGAAUGCUCAUAAUACUGAAUUUUGCCUUUUAGAGAAAAAUAUGUUUUGUGAAACCCCUGUCAGAUAGUUGUUUAGCAAUUCUAAAGCAUUUGUGUUUUUAGGACAACUCAAAGGGAACUGUUGAAGUGUUCGGAUGACUUGUGGCUCUGCCGUGGCUGUUGAAGCCGCAGGGAUGGGUGCUAUUCCCAGUCUACAGCGGCCCGCUGUCUACAUGGUUUACCUUCAAACCUCAGUCAUCUUGCUAAGAGCUGCCCUGCACACUGCUGGAAGGUUUCUGUUUUCCAUGAACACUGACGUAGGAGCACCGCUUUAUGAAAUGUUAAGUUAUCCGUCUGUCCCAUCAAUUGCAAUAGCCGUUAUGUAGUUACUAUCGGAGUGAGUCUUUUGAUUUUGUAUCUUCUGGAAAACCUUCAGGCUGUGUAGCAAUCUUCCAUGUUCUGAAUAUUAUAAUGCUGUGACCAUUUCUAUAGAAAGCUUAUUUGCAAGUGUGUGUCUUGAAAAAAACAAUCUCUUCUUGUGUUUGUGUUUAUGUAGGUUCUGUCUGAGAUCAGAGAAGCUCUGGAAGCUUCCUCAAGCAUACGUGCAUGUGACACUGUGUGUGGGUUACCUGGGCAGGCCGUGGGAAAUCCUGCUCUUAGGUGAGGUGGCUGAACGCGAACAGUUUUCGAGCUCCACCUGUUGUGUCUGCCACGUGUGUUCUUGGGGGAAGUGGGACCUUCUACACCACUGCAGUUCUUGUGGUUGUGCUGUUACUGGUAUAAAGUCAAGUGCCUUCAAUGCUAAAGGCUCAGAAAUUUUUCUUAAACUGAUUUCAUGUCCUAUGCAAGUGUUUUCUACAACCUGCAUAACCAGUACUUUGUAAAACUUGUUUACGCUUCAAUUGUACAUAGUGUUUUUUAAAGAAAUAUAUAGUAUUUUUAUUUAGGUACCUCCAAACUUGAAUUCGUCGGUGUGAAGCAUUGUAAAACAAAACAUUUCUCUUUUGAGUACCAUUACAGUUGUACAGAGGUUUUCACUGGUUCUAUUUUUCUACCGUUACUGAUAAGCAUGUAACACUGACUUUAUCCUACAUAGAGUUGACAUUUCAAAUAAAUGGCUUGUAUAGAA
Molecule: messenger RNA, 8018 nt
Organism: Perognathus longimembris pacificus (Pacific pocket mouse)
Lineage: Eukaryota; Metazoa; Chordata; Mammalia; Rodentia; Heteromyidae
Gene: Btbd7
Product: BTB domain containing 7
Exons: 11
Coding region: 338-3730 (1130 amino acids)
Biological process (GO): morphogenesis of a branching epithelium; regulation of branching involved in salivary gland morphogenesis
Molecular function (GO): protein binding
Source: RefSeq, a predicted model, not a curated record